This is a messenger RNA of Triplophysa dalaica, 2651 nucleotides long. RefSeq names its product mitogen-activated protein kinase 15 (gene mapk15). Gene Ontology annotation, cellular component: nucleus; cytoplasm. Gene Ontology annotation, molecular function: ATP binding; MAP kinase activity. The coding region runs from base 393 to 2180 and encodes 595 amino acids. Gene Ontology annotation, biological process: protein phosphorylation; intracellular signal transduction. NCBI's taxonomy places the organism in Eukaryota, Metazoa, Chordata, Actinopteri, Cypriniformes, Nemacheilidae. The transcript has 14 exons. The record is from RefSeq and is a predicted model, not a curated record.
CACGGCGACAAACAAUUACAAACCGAAGCGAUGCGCAACUUUACAACAGGCGGCGAUUCGCAAUGAGCGUCUGCAGAUAUCAAUGACAAAAACAUCUGAAUUCAUUUUUAUACAUUCUUCUAGCAUACGAAAAAGCAGGUUGAGUAUAGAAAGUGCUAUAUGUAGCUCCGUUUAAAUGUUUCGCUGAUCAUUAUUAAAAUGAACUGCUAAUAAGUUCGCUUUCGUAUCAUUUUGUCUCGUUAUAAGUAGAUUUCAGAACAUCUUUGUUGUAGUUUUAUUUGUACAUCGCCUGCAAGGUCAGUUGUAGGGCAAUUCUUGCACAAAGGUGUAGUUAAGCGUAUUAUUCAUGCCACAAAACAAAGGAAGAUUUAUUUCAAGUGUAACAAUACAGGAUGAACAUCACGGAGGUGGAAGAACACAUCACCUCGAAAUAUGAAAUCAAAAGAAGACUUGGAAAAGGGGCAUAUGGAAUUGUCUGGAAGGCCGUGGACCGAAAAACAGGAGAGACGGUUGCUAUAAAGAAAAUCUUUGACGCUUUUAGGAAUCGAACAGAUGCUCAGAGAACAUUCCGAGAAAUUAUGUUGCUGCAGGAGUUUGGGGACCAUUCUAACAUAAUCAAGUUACUGAAUGUCCUCAGAGCCCAAAAUGACAAAGACAUUUACCUUGUAUUUGAAUACAUGGACACAGAUCUACAUGCAGUCAUUAAGAAAGGAAGUCUAUUGAAAGACAUUCAUAAGCGGUAUAUAAUGUACCAGCUUCUUAAAGCAACAAAAUACCUUCAUUCGGGCAACGUCAUACAUAGAGACCAAAAGCCAUCCAACAUAUUACUAGACUCCGAUUGCUUUGUAAAGCUGUGUGACUUUGGCCUGGCAAGAUCACUCUAUCAGAUCCAAGAGGAUGCUGUGAACCCUGCUUUGACAGAGUAUGUUGCUACACGAUGGUACAGAGCCCCUGAAAUUCUUCUAGGAUCCACCAGGUACACGAAAGGUGUGGACAUGUGGAGCGUAGGCUGCAUCCUGGGAGAGAUGCUCAUGGGCAAGCCGCUUUUCCCUGGGACCUCUACCAUUAAUCAAAUUGAGAAAAUCAUGAGUGCCAUUCCACAUCCUUCCAAAGAAGAUGUAUUGGCAAUCAGAUCGGAGUAUGGGGCUUCUGUGAUUCAGAGGAUGCUGCUUAGACCACAGGUGCCAUUUGGUGAAAUUCUGCAGUCAUCAGUGCCACCCGAUGCCCUUGAUUUAGUGCAGCGGCUGCUGGUUUUUAAUCCAGAUAAAAGACUUAAUGCAGAGGAAGCCCUGCAGCACCCUUAUGUGUCGAAAUUUCAUAACCCAGUAAGAGAACCUAGUUUGGACUAUGAUGUCAUUCUGCCAGUGGAUGAUGACAUCAAGCUCUCCGUUACUCAGUACAGAAACAAACUCUACGAGAUGAUCCUGGAGAAAAGAGUUAGUCGCCAAAUACAUAAACAACCUCAUUUUAAACAAAAAAUUGAGGAGAAGAAAAGGGAAGUUAAUGGAGACAGUGAAAUGGACAAAAGCAAUGAAAGUACUGCUGGCAAAUGUGGUGCGGAUGGAGAUCACGUAUGGAAAUCUCCAAAAGACAAGAAGAGUCAUAAUGAAACUGGACCACCUGUUGCAAAAUCUCCUAGUAAGCCUGAACAAACACACACAUUGGUUGAGAACAGCAGUCCAGCAGUGAGCCCCAGUGCAGUCAAAACCUCCUAUAACCCCAUUACACACGUACCUAAUGGUUUAGUCAAACCUCCCCACCACCCAACUGGACAGCCACAUCAUAAUCGAAUUGGGAGGAGGAAUCAAGAAACUGGUAGUGUGCUACCUUUAGGUGGCGCUAAUGGCUAUGUGAGUGGAGACCAACGGGGACGUUCUGCCUAUCUACGCACAAGCUCUUUCUCUCUCACCUUAGCACAGCCCCAAAACAAUCCCCUGCUUCGCAACGAUGAACCCACGGUUUCCCCUGGGGUCUGCGUCACCUCUGCUCGUCUGAACCAGAGGUCCAGUUCACAGCCACGCGAUGGGAAGGUUCCUCCAAGGUUUAGCAAGAAGGUGUUCCAGAGUAAUUCAAACAUUUCGGCUGCAGGAGAUCCACGUGCCAAACUAGGCAGUUACUCUCAAGCGUAUGGGACUAUAAGCAAGACUGGACUGGACAGUCUAUUAAGGAAUUUCCACUAGUUUUAAAGUGUGUGAUUAGUCAGCGUGAAUUCAGUGGGCAGGCCCGAUGGUAAUAGAAAUGUCUCUCAUAGAGUCUGUUGAUCUCUACAUUUAACAAUGCAUUUGACAUAACAAGAUAACCACACCGUCAUCAUACUGUAUGCUGUGAAGUCUAUUGUGAAAAAUACCAGAUAACUGCUGCCAAUGACAUGAUUCUGAGCUGUGCAGAUUUUAGUCUCAGCUUCUUGUUUGUAUUGUAAAUAUGUGGUAAAAAUUUACUAACUUUGUGUGGAGAAAAUAUACAUGUGCAAAUACGUGUUUAGAUGUUUUAAUAACUGCAUACUUGAAACUUUGUAAAUGAUCACCAUUGUACUUUUUUAAGGUGUUCAUUCUAAAAAUAAAAUGGGUUUUAGGGGAUUCAACAUAUUUGAUGGAGUAUUUUAUCAUAUUUUUACCGAUACAUGAUAACCAAAUAUUUUUGGAUAACAUGGC